AUGGGACCCACGCCCGAGAAUUACUGCAUGUUGCAGGGUUUCGAAUGGAACGUCCCUGCCGAUCAGAAACAUUGGGUUCGGUUGCAAAAUGCACUCCAAGACCUGAAGAACAUUGGAAUAGACAACGUCUGGCUCCCGCCUGCGUGCAAAGGUCAGGGUGGUGAGCAGGCCAAUGGCUAUGACAUUUACGACCUGUACGACGUUGGCGAGUUUGAACAAAAAGGCUCCAAAUCUACCAAAUGGGGGCCCAGAGAGGAUUUAGAUCAGUUGAGCAACAAAGCAAAGGAGCUCGGGAUUGGACUGUACUUCGAUGCGGUGCUAAACCACAAAGCUGGCGCGGACAGGAAAGAGAAGUGCAGGGUCGUCGAGGUGGAUCAGAGUGAUCGGAACAAGGAGAUUGGAGAGCCGUUUGAGAUCGAGGCGUGGCUGGGCUUCGACUUCCCCGGCCGUGGCGACAAAUACUCUGCGCAAAAGUAUCACUGGGAGCACUUUUCAGGAACCGAUUACGACGCAGCUACCGAAAAAACCGGUAUUUUCCGCAUCCUCGGCGAGAACAAGCAUUGGUCCCAUUCCGUGGGCGACGAAGCGGGCAAUGCCGACUUCCUCAUGUUUGCCGAUCUCGACUACAGCCAUCCAGAAGUCGCGAAGGAUGUAAUCCACUGGAGCGAGUGGGUGGUCAACGAACUCAAGCUGAAAGGGUUCCGCUUCGACGCCUGCCAGCAUUUCUCUGAGCGUUUCACCAACGACCUGGUGAAACAUCUGGAGGAAAAGUUUGGAAAGGACCAGUUGUUCCUGGUCGGAGAGUACUGGAGCGGCGACAGACAGGAAAUGCUCGAGUGGCUGAACAAUAUGAACCACCGCUUCAGCUUGUAUGACUCGCCACUGGUAUAUUCCUUCUCACAAAUUUCCAAGACAGAGAAGGGAGACCUCCGAAAAGUGUUUGACAACAGCCUCGUACAGGCCAAACCUGAAAGUGCGGUGACGGUGGUGAUGAAUCACGACACGCAGCCAGGGCAAACGGUCGAGACACCUAUUGAAGGUUUCUUCAAGCCGAUCGCCUACGCUCUGAUCCUGUUGAGGAGGGAAGGCUACCCGUGCGUCUUCUAUGGUGACCUCUACGGUAUGAAGGGAAAGCAGGCCGAGCCACCUGCGUGUGGUGGGAAGUUGCCUCACCUCGUGCUCGCGAGGAAGCUUUUUGCAUACGGCGACCAGGACGACUACUUCGACGAGGAUCCGAACUGCCUCGGAUUCGUGCGCAGAGGUACCGAAGACAGGAAAUCUGGCCUUGCCUGCGUCAUGUCGAACGCCGACCCAGGUACAAAGAGGAUGUUCGUGGGCAAGGAGCACGCGGGGGAAGUCUGGACUGAUGUGCUCGGGUGGCAGCAGGAUGAAGUGAGGAUAGGAGAAGACGGUUUUGGUGAGUUCAUGUGUCCUGGCACGAGCGUCAGUGUGUGGGUGAGCAAGGACGCCGAGAGCAGGGACAAGAUGGAUAAGUUGGACUUUGAUAGCGACAUUUACGCCAAAGCAUAA
This is a messenger RNA of Fonsecaea multimorphosa CBS 102226, 1530 nucleotides long. RefSeq lists its product as uncharacterized. Gene Ontology annotation, molecular function: calcium ion binding; hydrolase activity, hydrolyzing O-glycosyl compounds. The record is from RefSeq and is a predicted model, not a curated record. The coding region runs from base 1 to 1530 and encodes 509 amino acids. The transcript has 2 exons. Gene Ontology annotation, biological process: carbohydrate metabolic process. Lineage: Eukaryota; Fungi; Ascomycota; Eurotiomycetes; Chaetothyriales; Herpotrichiellaceae.